Molecule: messenger RNA, 1475 nt
Organism: Hyaena hyaena (striped hyena)
Lineage: Eukaryota; Metazoa; Chordata; Mammalia; Carnivora; Hyaenidae
Gene: CCDC127
Product: coiled-coil domain containing 127
Exons: 3
Source: RefSeq, a predicted model, not a curated record
GCGUUUCGCGCCUGCGCACAGGAUCGGACAGUGGCGCUAAAAGGACCCGGGGCCCGGCGCUCCCCGCCCGGGGGUAUAUCUCCAUGAAUAAUUUAAAUGACCCUCCAAAUUGGAAUAUCCGGCCUAAUUCCAGGGCUGAUGGGGGUGAUGGAAGCAGAUGGAAUUAUGCCUUGUUGGUUCCAAUGCUGGGAUUGGCUGCUUUUCGUUGGAUUUGGUCUAGGGAGUCCCAGAAAGAAAUAGAAAAAGAGAGGGAAGCGUACCGUCAAAGAACGGCUGCUUUCCAGCGAGAUCUUGAAGCAAAGUAUCACGCUGUGAUCUCAGAAAACCGGCGUGCAGUCGCUCACUUGUCUUUGGAACUUGAAAAAGAACAAAACAGAACGACUAGUUACCGAUAAGCCCUUAUCUCUCAGGGGCGCAAGUUGGUAGAAGAAAAGAAGCUUCUGGAACAGGAACGGGCUCAGGUCAUGCAAGAAAAGAGACAGCUGCAGCCCUUGAGAAGUGCGUACCUGAGCUUCCUAGAAAAGGAAGAAGACUGGCAAAGGAGGGCCAGGCUUGUGCUGAAAGAGUUUGAAGAUGCUCUUACAGAAAGACAGAACAUCUACUGCAGCCUGCUCCUCCCUCGUGGGAGGCGCCUGGAAAUAGAGAAGAGCUUACUGGUCCGAGCAUCCACUGACCCAGUCGCUGCUGACCUGCACAUGGCAGCUGGCUUGACCGACAUAUUUAAGCACGACACAUACUGUGGUGACGUCUGGAAUACCAACAGACGCCAGAAUGGGAGACUCAUGUGGUUGUAUCUCAAAUAUUGGGAACUGAUUGUUGAACUGAAGAAGUAUAAGGGAGUUGAGAAAGCCAUACUAGAGAAGUAGGCAGGAGUGAAGUGUAACAUCUUCAAUGACGCUGUGGCAUUCUGGGGUAUUGUGUUCUGGCUUCCUUCUGCUUUGCGCGCGUGCAGCACCUGUCAGCGGAGGGUUCUUCCACCCCACCACCCUCUGAGCAGGACACAGGGUUUCUUCCUUGACCCUUUUCAGCUCUUAAGGAUGCAGUUUCUUGGGAGGAUUUUUUUUUUAAGCUGUAAUAUUUUAUUAGGCUGAACAGUGUAACCUCAUAUCUGUGCUGCAGGAUAAGAUUGUUUUUAAGAAAGUCAAAUACAGUAUUGAUCCUCACUGUAAGUAGUUUUCUGUCUGUUUUUAUCGAUCCCUAAAUAAAUUCUGUUUUCUCCAGUUUUUUCUUUCCUAGAAUUAUAAAUAAAAGCUGUCAGCUGUCGGAUUGAACUGCCUAAUGAUGAUUACAGAAAAUAGUAAUAUUAUUGGGGUUUCAUGCUUUUAUGGGGGUCUCUCCCACCAAAGGGAAAAGAAAGUGUAUCUUGUAUCCAGUUGAUAAUCUCGGUACAUGUUUGGCAUCUCGCUUGUGUCUGUAUUCAGUUAGCACAUAUUUAUUUGCAAUGACAUCUAAUAAAAAAUAUUUGCCAUAUAAAA